Messenger RNA from Lytechinus pictus (painted urchin), 6105 nucleotides. RefSeq names its product A disintegrin and metalloproteinase with thrombospondin motifs 18-like. Bases 1 to 2760 code for a protein of 919 amino acids. NCBI's taxonomy places the organism in Eukaryota, Metazoa, Echinodermata, Echinoidea, Temnopleuroida, Toxopneustidae. The record is from RefSeq and is a predicted model, not a curated record. The transcript has 18 exons. Gene Ontology annotation, biological process: extracellular matrix organization; proteolysis. Gene Ontology annotation, molecular function: metalloendopeptidase activity. Gene Ontology annotation, cellular component: extracellular matrix.
AUGGCAAGAUACCUAGACCACAUCAGACAUUUUCACUUUCAGUUUAAUGGAAAUGGCUUUCAAGAAUAUUGUGAAGUGCCUCUUUUUAAUGCUCCUUACGAAGUGUUUGGAUUUGUGUACAUAUGUGCUACAUUGAAGAGAAAACCUGGCUUGACCAUCUCUCAUCAUGCUGACCGAUCAUUGAAUAGCUUUUGUCAAUGGCAGUCCACCUUGACCACACCAAACGGAACCCAUCAUGACCAUUCAAUACUGCUGACCGGAAAUGAUAUAUGCUCCUGGAAAAAUGAACCGUGUGAUACAUUAGGUUUUGCACCUAUUGGUGGGAUGUGUAGUAAAUACCGGAGCUGUACUAUAAAUGAAGAUACUGGAUUAGGAUUAGCUUUUACAGUUGCUCAUGAAUCAGGUCACAGCUUUGGGAUGGUCCAUGAUGGUGAUGGCAAUGCCUGCAGGAAGUCAGCUGGUGACAUCAUGUCCCCCACCCUCUCUGGUCACAGUGGCAGGUUCACCUGGUCAGCAUGCAGCAGGAAAAGCCUUGAUGACUUUCUAAGGACUGAUCGAGCCGCAUGCACCUGGGAUGAGCCGAUAGGUAUAGCCGAGUACCAGUACCCGCCCAGUCUACCUGGAGAGCUGUACAGCGCCGAUCAGCAGUGCCAGUGGCAGUUUGGACCAAAGGCUCGCCUCUGCUCCUUCAAUCUUGGAAAGAGUCUCUGCCAAUCUAUGUGGUGCCACCGAGGGGAACGACGAUGUGAAACCAAGUUCCUGCCGGCGGCCGACGGAACCCCUUGCGGCGCCACCAUGUGGUGCAUCCAGGGCAAGUGCCUAGACCGGGGCCAGCUGGGACCCACCAUGGUCCACGGGAACUGGUCAGAGUAUGGCGAUUACGACGUCUGUUCCAGGACGUGCGGGGGUGGGGUGCAGUACAAGGAGAGGCGAUGUGAUAACCCCCACCCUCAGAAUGGUGGCAAGUACUGUGAAGGACCAAGCAGGAUAUACAGAAUGUGCAACAUUCAGGAGUGUCCGGACCAUUCGGUGGAUUUCCGAGCCCAGCAGUGCUCCUCCUACAACAGCCGUCCUUUUCGAGGGUUCUACUAUGACUGGAAGCCUUAUCUACAUGUUAAUAAAAAUGAAGCCUGCAAGCUGUACUGCAUCGCUGAUGGGUUUGACUUUUACUUCGCCCUCUCUGGGAGUGUGGUCGAUGGGACAAAAUGUGAUGCCGAUUCCAACAACGUCUGUGUUAAUGGACGAUGUGAGAAAGUAGGUUGUGAUCACAUCCUUGGCUCUGAUGCCCAACCCGAUGCAUGUGGUGUUUGCCAUGGUGAUAACUCAACAUGCGACUUUGUCAGAGGCGUUUAUUCUGAACAACAUGAGAGAAAUGAUUACUAUGAGGUUGUGAGGAUACCCCAAGGUGCCCGUCAGAUCAGCGUAGCAGAACUCAGCUCCUCGGACAGUUACCUUGCCCUCAGGAAUAGCAAAUAUAUGUACUACCUGACGGGAGGGUGGACGGUCGACUGGCCUGGUAACUUCAAAUUUGCCGGGACUCUCUUCGAGUACAGGAGACCCUUCAAGAAGCCAGAGUACCUGGAAGCUAAGGGGCCUACUGAUGAGGAGUUGAUUGUGGAGAUCCUGUUACAAGGAAAGAAUCCCGGUGUGGAAUAUGCGUAUACUGUUCAAGGCUCGCAUGUAUCAUCAGCUCCCACAGUGCACACAUACACAUGGAACCAAACCUACACCGGCUGUUCAGCAUCAUGUGCUGGAGGUGUUAGGACUGAGGUAUUGAGUUGCCAUCGUGAUUAUCUUCAUGCGGUUGAUGAAUCGUUCUGCGAUGCUGCUGCCAGACCUGAUCCACAAGUCGUUGCAUGCAACAAGGAUCCUUGUCCACCAAGGUGGACGGUUAGUGCCUGGAAGUCCUGCAAUCGUCAGUGUGGCGGCGGUCGUCAGAAACGCAAGGUCACGUGCGUGAAGGAGCUAUCAGGGGGCAGGAACAAGACGGUCAAAAGCACUUACUGCCCUUCACCAAAGCCACAGAAAUGGAGGUCCUGUAAUUCCCAGGACUGUCCACCCAAAUGGGUGCCUGGCAGGUGGUCAGAGUGUUCCCGUACCUGCGGUGAUGGGUUUCAGACUCGCAUGGUGUCCUGUGUCUCCCUCACUGGCAAUGGGGAAUACCACCGUCAAGCUUCCGAUCAUUGUCUGGGCACCAUCAAGCCCCACACCCGCCAGCCCUGCAACCUCAUGGAGUGCCCCCUCAAAGUUCAGUGGUUUAUAUCCGCCUGGAGCGAGUGCUCAAGAACAUGUGGUCUUGGGAAGCGUCAACGCAUCAUGAAGUGCAGUCACCUUGAUGACCAGGGUCAAUAUAGAGAGCUUCCAGCGGUCAGAUGUCAACAUCUCAGCCAACCUGUUCUUUCAUUGUCCAAGCCAUGUAACCUUCAACCUUGUACGGUAGAGGUCAGAGGUCGUUGGCAACCAGGUGAUUGGUCACAGUGCAGCGCCACGUGUGACGGAGGUACUAAAACAAGACAAGUCCAGUGUGUUAGUACUAAUAGCGUCAGAGUCGGACCAAACUCAAGACUUAUAUGUGACAACAGUAUAAAACCAGAAGAAACUAGAAAUUGCAAUACAGAUCCGUGUCCAUCACGGAGUGCUUAUCCCUAUGCAGCAUGCAGAGAUGAGUACAACUGGUGUUACCUCGUACCUCAACAUAAUGUAUGCUCACAUCGGUUCUAUGGAGUCAAAUGCUGCCAUUCCUGCACCUACAGGGGUUGAACAGAUGAGACAAAGACUCAUAUUAAAUCUAUCUGAUACCUCUCUCAUGCUGUCCAGUCUACUUCUUUGGGCCAAAGACUACUGGAUGAUAUCACCAGAGAGGCAGUUGUGGCAUAUGCUGCAUUGGCAUCUAGCAGACCUUGUGUCUCCAAGAAAGAGUACUCUGAUCUUGACGCUGAUUUGAGGGAAAGGAGAAAGCAGUUUAGACCAUUCCUUUUGGAUGACAGUCAUGCCUGUUUUUAAGGGAUUGUCUUUUCUUGUGUGUAGGGAUGGUAGGGGGUGUUGUUGAAUCAUCAAGUCACGUAAUAUGGUUCCUUAUGAUCGAGACACAUGAAUUCCUUUCAUCUUGAUGUUAACUUAUUUCGAAGGAGAGGUUUGGAAGAACCAAACUUUAAUCUUUUGGGGUGAAAGAAAUUCAGUAUUGAGACACCUGUGAGAGAUCCUUUGUGGAUAUUUUUUCAGAUUGGAUCACAUUGAUAUCCAGUGACCGUUAUUCGUCAACAUUUGAGUACUCUUUAUCUUCAUGAUUAUUGUGUCCUGGAUGAAAUUGAGGAGACCCGAUCCGAAGUUUCUGUUCAACCUUGAUCAGCAUUUUUUUUUUUGAAUGAAAGAAAAUUGAAAUAGCUGAAUCCUUUCUUUAUGAAAUCAAUGGAAACUUAUGCAGGUGACACUUAUUAAAGCCAAAAUGGAAAGGAAUAGUAUUCAUCUAGAAACCGGUGACAGAUUGCAGAGGACUAUAUAGUUGUGGAUGCUGUUCAAGUAUCAUGUCCACAUAGUAAACAGGUGUUAUUUUCAGUCAUGGGUCAUUCAUCCUCUUCUAGAUUCUUCAAAUACUGGCUGAAAAAAAGAUACGGGAAUACAUGUAGCCUUUUCAUGGGUCUUUCUGCAAUCUGGGACACACUUUACAGAUGCACUUUCUCAAAUCUACCACCGCUACCUGAAUCACAGCAGAUAUGUGAAUGAUAAAUGACACUGUAGAGAAGCUGUUCAUCGUCAUCAUCGUUCGCCUUUUCUCCAAUUAUGAAUGUCUCCAUCGUGAAUCUGUCUCAUAUUGCCAGUUAUAUAUGCAUCAAGCCCCUGAAGUCAUAGUCUUCUUUGUCAGAGAAGCGUAAUCUUUGUUUCUGCACUGCUGUUGGAAUGAUGGUUUUCUUUCUGUGAACCAAGUUAAGUAGUUAACUAGUUCACACACACAUCUUGGGUGGUGUUAACAAAGUAUUCACUCACUCUGAAAAAAAUUAUUUAAAAAAAGAUUCUCUCAGACAUGUUUUUGUGUCACAAAAAUCAGAUUUUUUUUUAAUCUGAAUUUUCAGUAUUCAACUAAUGCUGCUUGAUGUUUAUUGAUUGUCAUAUCCACUACAGAUUAAAUAUGUCUGGAUGUUACAAAGUUGUGAACUCUAGAUGUAUCCAUGUUAAAUAUAAUUAUGUCAAUAAUAAAGUACCUUCCAAACACAAGAAGAGAUUUUAUGUUAUAUUUCCAUCUAUUCAUAUAAACAGAUGUAUGAAAUUAAGUAAUGUGCUAGUGGAGCUUCUUCAAAGGGAUUGCUCGAGAUCAAUUCAAAAUAAAAAUGGUCCACAGUCAUGAUCAUUUGCAAAAACAGGCCUUAGAAAUAUUUGAAUUAUCUUAAAUGCAUAUUGUAUUAUGUGAAUUUCCAUGUUUUUGUUUCACAUGCGAAGCUUCACUAUUCUGACGAUGGUGGUAUCAUGGUCAAUAUUGAAAUCUUAAUCAAGAUUAUCAUAACUUGGAAAGCAUAUGGACCUAGUUCCAUAGACAUAAGGGUAAUCAAGUAUCACUGAUCAUUUUGCAUGAGUUUCAGGUCAAAGGUCAUUUAGGGUCAAUGACCAUGUUAUGGGUAUCAUUGAAAUUUUAAACAAGGUUAGGUUUUGGAAAUGUCAUCAUAACUUAAAAAGUAUAUGGAUUUGGCUCAUGAAAUAGAAGGGAAAUCAACUAUCACUUUACAUUAAUUUCAGGUCACAUGAUCAAGGUCAAAGGUCAUUUUGGAUCAUUGAACUUAGAAUUUUGUUAUCCUGUGAAUAAUUAUUUUUUUGGUGUGAAUAAUUUUCUUAGUUGUUUUCAAAGUCAGCACUGCUGCUAUAUUGAAUUGCAUAAUGCAGACGAGACUGCCAGAGGCGUUCCACUUGUUAUUGCUAAAUUAUUGGUAUGGAAAGUAAUGUAUCAAAUAAAUAUUAAUUGAUACCUUUUGUAUUGAUAUAACCAUUUGUUUUGUGUGAGGUGUGUGUUCUGCUCGUCUUUAUGUUUGUUUCAUUCUAUUAUUUAUAUCUGUUAAAAUAAUCAUAAUGAAUGAUAUUCCAAAAAUCGUAGAGAUUUUGGGGGGGACAUUGUGAAAUCAAAUCCAAUAAUUAUUUAUGACUCUACCCUCAAAAUUUAUCCCUUAGUGAUUUCAGACUUUAUUUCACCUCCAUAUUUUAGUAAUGAUUCAAGAAGAAAUCAUUUAAAGUAUCCUUAAGGUUUUAAGUUCAUGUGAUAAAUGAUCACAAAACAUUGUUAUAUACUUUUCUAGAUGUCCGGUCUGCAUAUAAUAUUUUAUUACACUUUAUUUAGAUUUUAUGUCAAAUUGUUCAAAUAAUUUUUUUUCCCUCAUAUUUUAUGAAAUAUUCAAAUUGUGUUUGACAGUUAAGAAGUCUGUAGUUUAAUGCUUGUAUUUUUAUGGUAAUAAUAAAAAUUGCAGUACGGACUUCAACUUGAGUGCAAAGACAUCCUUCUAGGAUGGCGAAUACAAAUUUUAGAUUUUUUUUUCUACUGAAAAAAAGAGCAAAUAUAGUAAUUGUGAAGCAAAGUAUGUGUAAAACUCUCUCAAGCCCACCGCAUUCUUUAUGAUUUUAUACACCCCAAUUAGAAAUUUUUAAUGAUGACAAAGUAGUUCAAAUUAUAAAGUAUGAAGGUAAUUUAUAGAAUAUGAAUAAAGAUUUUGUAAAACAUUUCAAGAGAAGGAUGUGAGCACCUAUUGAGGUUUUAUCAGAGUAAUAUCAAACCAGCUGUGUGGUUUUUUUCUGGUCAUACAAUGCUGAUUUGGCCUUUUAUUACAAAGGUGAGAGAUAAAACCCAGUAGUGGAAUAAUCGAGAACUAAUGCAAUAACAUUGUUUGCCUGCAUUAAGAAUUUUUUCUAGAUAUUCUUGGUAUGGGUUAGACAUUUAGGUGGUAAAUUACUCUGGAAUGAAAAUUGCCACAUCCACAAAUAUAAAAUUAUUAAUUUCAUAGAUAGGUUUCAUUUAUUUAAACAAACUAAAUAGCUGAAAUCUCAAGCAAGUAAAUAUUUGAAAUUAAAAAACAUGCACUAUCAAAUAUCAAUAAGAAUUCAGAGAAGCAACAUGCGAUCACUUACUGA